GCGGCAGUACUUGCUGUAUGCUGGUUGGCGUUAUCAAGCAACGACCAAGAAAGGAAAUAUUUGGUUAAUUUCCCAAGGAAGAUUGGACUUGUUAAAUAUUUAAUUUAACAAGUGCCAAGUUAAACACAAUACAACAGGUGGCAGUAAUGCAACAUUUCGCAGAACAACUGUCUUAAAACACCAAGGAAGAAGAAGAAGAAGCAGCUAUCACGCAACAAAACAAAUCCAGAGGAAAGACGCGGGCGUUUCACUAGUGCACUGUUUGUGGUUUCAUGUUUUUAUAGUGUUUAGGUGGCGCGGAUGUCACAGUCAGCGCAGCCCGGGACGAUGCCCACAGCCCCGGAUUCCCCCUCUCUGAGCGUCACCGUCAGCGGCAAUGUGCAGAAAUACAGCAUCAAGAAGAAAAAGGUCUUAAAUGCGGAGGAGACUGAGCUGUUCGAGCUCACUCAGGCUGCUGGGAUAGUCAUUGAUCAAGAGGUUUUCAAGAUCAUAGUGGACCUGUUGAAGAUGAACGUUGCUCCUCUGGCAGUCUUUCAGACCCUAAAGACCAUGUGUGCGGGGCAAAAAGUAUCUGAUACAUCCAACGGUGACACAUCCACAGCGUCCCACACCACCACUGCACCUUCGGAGUCUAGAGAAGAAGAGAGUGUGGUCUCAGGAAAAAGCUCUAAAACUGCAGCCCCUCCCUCUGCACCGGUGCCCCGCCCACCUAGGGGAGGGGCUAAGAUAGUGGUCUACAGCGCGGGUGACACGAGCGCUCCUGUCUCUCAAGUACGCAGUAAAACAAGUUCAGGACAAGGGGAGAAAUCGGCAAGAGACGGUUCUAGCCAGCGAGUGCCACGGCAGGUCAGUGCCACCAGGGGGCAGAAGAGCGCCAAGAGCUCUGGCAGCAGCAGCUCAUCGUCUCAGCUCACCUCUAACUGAACAACACAUACUAAACUUGCUCGAAUUACACUCCUAUGUUCUGUUGAUGAAGGUUCCUGUACAAUUGGCAGAAACUUUUCACUGUAAACAAAAAGUUAAGUUAUUUUAGGGAUCUCCUUCGGGAUGUCUUCAGUGUUGUCUGAAAAAGACUUGCUUUGCAUCAAAUUUGCAUCUCGCCCAGGGAGACUAUAGCUGAAGCACUUGUAUGGAAUUUUGUAUGCCAUAUUGUAAGCAGUUCAGAUUACACUUUCACACCAAGACAAUUUGAGAAAAACAAUGAAAAUCUUUUUCCAUGCUCUGAAAUUCAGUAGCUUGGGGCUGCUGUCAACCAGAUUUGUUUUAAGUUGUUCUUGUGUAAGACACUUCAAAUAUCUUGAGUGAAACUUUUCACUUGUGAAAAGUGCUGUUUUUUUAAUACAUUAUUUCUUUUUUUUCUUUUUUUUGCAAGUACAGUACAUCUCUGUAUUUUUGAGUAAAAAAUAUAUCCUAUCUAACAAA
This is a messenger RNA of Megalobrama amblycephala (Wuchang bream), 1422 nucleotides long. RefSeq names its product mitotic spindle organizing protein 2B (gene mzt2b). Gene Ontology annotation, cellular component: centrosome; spindle. The transcript is spliced from 5 exons. The record is from RefSeq and is a predicted model, not a curated record. NCBI's taxonomy places the organism in Eukaryota, Metazoa, Chordata, Actinopteri, Cypriniformes, Xenocyprididae. Bases 301 to 924 code for a protein of 207 amino acids.